UGCCGUGUCCCCUCACCGCCACCUUUUGCCGACCAUUUCCUUCUCUUUUCUUUCUUUACCCAGCGAAGACAGCCCGGCAUCGCAAGGAUGGGAGGUGACGGCACCGCCUCCUCUUUGCACUGAUCGCCUCGCCUUCUUUUGCUUCGGAGUCGCCGCCCGCCUUCGGCUUCCCCCUUUACAGCUCGCCGAUCACUUCUUCUUGACGCUUUCACCACCUUCUCCUCCUCCCCUUCUUCCUUGUACUUGUUUCUCACAUCGAGUUCAUCUUUUUCUGAGAAGAGAGGAGAGGGGUCGGGAGGGGAGACAUGCUGCAGAGGGCCGCCAGCAACGCGUACUCGUGGUGGUGGGCGAGCCACAUCCGGACGAAGCAGUCGAAAUGGCUCGACAGCAAUCUCCAAGAGAUGGAGGAGGUAGUGAAAAAAAUGCUCAAGCUCAUCGAAGCAGAUGCUGAUUCCUUUGCUAAGAGGGCAGAGUUGUACUUCAAAAGGAGACCUGAGUUGACAAGCUUCGUGGAAGAUGCCUACAGGGCAUACAGAGCAUUGGCUGAAAGAUAUGACCACAUCUCAGGAGAAUUGCACAAGGCCAACCACACGAUAGCAACUGCUUGUCCUGAACAAGUCCAGUAUGCGAUGCUAGAGGAGGAGGAUGAUAAUUUUCCAAAAGCAAUUACCCCAAUUGAUCCAAGUAAAAUUAACAAGCCAACAGUGGAGGGAUUAAUGAACAGAAGAAGAGAAAAUGAAUCAUCCAUUAAGAGAAAACAGAAGAAUAGUAAUGUACCUCAGAUUAAUAAAGAAAAGGCUCAAGAAGAGAUAGAUAAGCUUCAGAAAGGAAUACUGGUUCUGCAGACGGAAAAAGAAUUCAUCAAGAGUUCAUACGAGACUGGGAUAGCCAAGUAUUGGGAGAUUGAGAAGCAAAUCAUGGAUAUGCAAGAAAAAGUUAGUUGCUUGCAAGAUGAGUUUGGUACCAGUUCAGUCAUCAAAGACGAUGAGGCACGUGCCUUAAUGACAGCGACAGCUCUUAAAUCCUGUGAGGAUGCCAUAGUCAGUUUGCAGGAACAGCGGAAAAAAUCGUUGGAACAGGCUAAGGUAGAGUCUGAAAGAAUUGAGGUUGCUAAGGACAAACUGAAGACUCUCAAAGGUGAGUAUUGCCAAUCUGAAAUGGAAGAUGCAGAUAUGUCUGGUGAAAAUACACAAAUGAGCUUCACAGCUGAAAAAAUGGAGGAAGACCUUUAUUCUCUAGACAAUGCAAGGCUUGAGUUACAGUCCAUAUGCAAGAAAAUUAAGACACAUUUUGAAAUGAAUCCUGAAAGCUCUGUGAUCGAAAUUGCAGAGAAGAUUAAUGAGCUUGUAGAUAAAGUUCUCGCACUGGAACUGACAGUUUCAUCACAGGCUGUACAAAUAAAUCGAUUGACUUCAGAAAACAAUGAACUUGAUAAAUACCUUCAGAAAUUGGAAGAGGAGAAAACGAUUCUGAUUAGUGAUUCAAAUGCAUUGUCUGAAAGACUGAAGGAAGCUGAAGAGGAGCUUAACAAAGUUCAGGCAAUCGAGAAAAUUGUCCGAGAUGGAGAAAUAAAUUUCUAUGACAACUUUAGUGAGGCCUGUCACAGCCUCAGUGGUAUUUCAGAGAAGCUGCAGUCUCAUAAAUCACCAGAAGAUGAGUGUGUUGCAGAUGCAUCCACAGAGGAAGAAGCUUCUGCGUUUAGCACUGUACCACUGAGAGAGUGCCAAGAUAAAGAAGUAACUGAAAUCCAUGACGUCAAGAAGGAUAUGGAAGAGGAGAUUCAUACAACUAAGGAACUUGGUCACCGCCCAGAAGAUCCUUCCCAGAUGGAGGCUGGUUCUCAGCUCAAGAGUGCUUCGGAUGAGAUUGAGGACCCAAAGAAAGGAAAUGAACUGGGCGAGAAAGGCUUAUCACAAACGUAUCUAGGCAUUCGUCAAUCUGACAAUGAAGAAAUCCUGCUUGAUGAAAAAGAGCAUGCUCUUAACUUUCAGCAAGUAGUUCCAAGUGGUUUAGAAGGUACAGAAAAAAUUGUGUUUGCUGAGUACACAUCAAUCUUACAAAAUUACGAAGAGACAAAGAGAAGGCUCUCUGAAGUAGAGAAUAAAAAUGAAGAACAUCUUCAAGAGACAAUGUCUUUGAUAGGGGAACUGAAGAAUGUCAUUGCAAUGAAAGAUGAGGAGAUACAGUUGCUGAAACAACAAUUGGCCUCUCUAAAGAUGAGUUCCGAUAUUACUGCAGAUGCACCUUCCAUUGGAGACUCUUGGGAUGGUCAACAAAAGCUUGAAAGCACAUCCAACUCUGUGAUGGUCACAGAGAGUUCCAACCUUCGAGAUUCUGAGAUGCUUGAAGAUCUAAGUAUAUCCACUACAAAAAGAGAUUCAGAUGAUAAGUUUACAGAAGUACAUGGACCCCUUGAGGAAGGCAGCAAUGCAGAUUGCAUCAAUGAGCCAAAAAGCAUUUCACCAGUGGAAGAAAAGCUCAGAAGGGAUAUUGACGCUUUGCUUGAUAGAAAUUUGGAAUUCUGGCUAAGGUUCAGCACAUCAUUCCAUCACAUACAGGAGUUCAAGGCCAAAUAUGAAGACCUACAAGCUGAUAUUGAUAGGCUGAAAGACAACAAGACACCAGGGGGCAAUGAUGGUGCUACUGGCAAUCAGGAUGGGGAACCUGAAUCAGCGAUAGUAGCCACAAGACUGAGAGAAUUGAAGACUGAGCUCCAGGUGUGGUUGGAACAAAAUGCACUGUUGAAAGGUGAGCUGCAAAGUACAAUCUCAUCUCUUGAUGAUAUGCAAGAGGAGAUAUCAACUGCUGCCAACACAAAAUCAGAAACGGGGGAAGCGAUGUGCACUCCUUAUCAAGCUGCAAGGUUUCAAGGUGAGGUGAUGAACAUGAAACAAGAGAAGAAUAAGGCUGCAAGUGAAUUGCAGGAGGGACUAGAUCAAGUCAGGCGGCUUCAAGCUGAAAUUGAGCAGCAGUGGUCUAAGCUACGUGAGAACUUUGAACCAUUUCCAUCGGCAAGCACCCCCGAUGCUGGCUUGGAGCAUUCUCCCAGUAGGACCAGGGUACCAUUGCGGGUCUUCCUUUUCGGUGCCAAGCCUAAAAAACCAUCUAUAUUUGCACGCAUCCAUCCAGUGUUUCAGAAACAAAACAGUAAGCUGAAGGCUGGGCGUCGGUCUAAAUGGUUUUCUCAAUCUGAUGAGUAGCUCAUUUCUAGUUGGAUGAGAGGGACUUCGACCCCAUCAUCAUGUGGGAGGUGCUUCACGUUUUUUGUCUAACUUUCCAAGGAUACCUUUGGUUUGCCUUGUGUGCCUUUUGCUCAGUGGCAGCAGCUUUUCUCAGCUCUGUUCCAGAAGAAACCAGUAAUCUUGUUGAUGAAAGUUGUGUUGAGGUUGAAUUUUAGAUUUUACAAAUCCAGUUGAUACUUUAUUCAUUGCAAAGAAAAAAAUAUAUAUCAUUUGUUUAUACGUGCAAUAGCAAUCCGAAGUUUUUUCCUUUUC
This is a messenger RNA of Musa acuminata AAA Group (dessert banana), 3494 nucleotides long. RefSeq names its product protein NETWORKED 2D. Bases 306 to 3200 code for a protein of 964 amino acids. NCBI's taxonomy places the organism in Eukaryota, Viridiplantae, Streptophyta, Magnoliopsida, Zingiberales, Musaceae. Gene Ontology annotation, molecular function: actin binding. The record is from RefSeq and is a predicted model, not a curated record. The transcript is spliced from 3 exons.